AUGGAGGUCUACGUUGAUGACAUGAUCGUUAAAAGCUGUACAACAGCUGCCCACCUAACAGACUUGGCCGAGACGUUUGCCACGUUGCGAAGAUACGGCAUGCGACUCAACCCGAUAAAAUGUGCUUUUGGCGUCAGCUCAGGAAGAUUCCUCAGAUUCAUCAUACACGAAAGGGGAAUCGACGCCAACCCGGAAAAGGUCCAAGCGAUUAUCAGCAUGCAGGCCCCUCGGAUAAUCAAGGAGUUGCAACGGCUAAACGGUCGCCUCCUCAAAUGGUCGGUGGAGCUCGACGAGUUCGACAUACAAUAUGUACCAAGAACUGCCAUCAAGGCCCAAUCAGUAGCCGACUUCAUCUCGGAACUAACUCAGCCCGAGGACGAGGAUUCUGAGCGAGUUAGUGAAGGAUGGGUCCUACGCAUGGACGGAUUGGCCAGCUCGAAGGGUGCGGGCGCGGGGCUAGUGUUGGAAGACCCCGACGGACGAUCGUUCGAACGCUCCCUUCGCUUUGGUUUUCAAGCCACGAAUAAUGAGGCAGAGUAUGAGGCGCUCCUAGCAGGGCUCCGAUUAGCCAUUGAGAUGUAG
Molecule: messenger RNA, 582 nt
Organism: Musa acuminata AAA Group (dessert banana)
Lineage: Eukaryota; Viridiplantae; Streptophyta; Magnoliopsida; Zingiberales; Musaceae
Exons: 2
Coding region: 1-582 (193 amino acids)
Molecular function (GO): RNA-DNA hybrid ribonuclease activity; nucleic acid binding
Source: RefSeq, a predicted model, not a curated record